CGUCUCGUUACCAUGGUAACGGUAACGUACACAAAGAAAGUCCAGUGCGUCAAAUUGCUGCUCGCUACGUGGCUAAAAUCCCUCCGUUCGUUUAUCAUCGCAGAGAAAACCCAUCUAGCUAAUUAAUUAGGGGUUAGCAUGAUUUCAUGGAUUGACUUGUUAUAGCCUAGCUUAUAUAACAGUACAAUAACUAUUUGUUUCUUGAUUCCAUCGGGCUCAGAGCGGCAUGUCUUAUGCACAGUCUCCCAAAAAGACGGGACUACCAAGGGAAGUUGUGAAAUGGCUGCAAAGCCUCGACUUGUCAUUUUAUCCGAAGAAUAUUCGCAGAGAACUUUCCAAUGGUUAUCUUGUGGCAGAGAUAUUGUCUCGUUAUUACCCUCAAGACUUUCAAGUGCAUUCCUAUGACAAAGGAACAUCACUUUCUGCCAAACAGAGGAACUGGAGCCAGAUAGUGAAGUCUUUACAGAAGCAGAAUUUGCACUUGAUGCAAGAGGCCAUUGAUGGAUCCAUCCACUGUAAACCAAGAGCAGCUGAGCUGCUGGUGCAGGAGGUUUAUACUAUCUUAACUAAGAGGAGCAUCAGAGAUGUUCAAGGCUCAGAGUCAAACUUCUCUGACCAGGAGUACCAGGAGCUUCUACCCGAACUGGCCCGCUCCACGGCCUCUAAGGCCAUCAAGAACAACCUGAGGAUAACAGAGAUCAUGGCUGAGCCCGAUGUCAGCACAAACCAGAAAAAGGCAGAAGUCAUCCUAAGCAGGUACCUGGACCACAAGGCUGCAGAGAGGGUUUCUAACCCAGGACGUUUUAAAGUGAAGCCUAAUCUUGUGACAUCCAGCUGCGACGAUGACACUACAUCAAAGUUCUGCUCCUCAUCGACAUGGAGUGGUGCUGCUGUUUCCUUUAAGGAAAUAAAGGUGCACCAGCCUGCCAGGCGCUCCCUGGUUAACUAUUAAAGAAACUGGAUGGAGAUCUGUGCUAUAAUUGUGUUGUGUGUUUUCCCUAGGUUUGUGGAAUGAUUAAGUGCACGUAUUUUGGGGGGCGUUCAAAAGUAUAACCUAUUUUAACUAUUAUGCCUCAAGUAUUUACUGAAGUUUACUUUGUUUUGGAAGACAGAGGACGUCACUGUUUGUUAUGGCUUUAACAUGGUUUGUUAUGUAAUGUUCUAGUGCCUCUUUCAUCAUUUUUAAGCCAUGUCCGUUUGAACCAGUAGGUGGCAGCAACAAGUCACGAGCAGAGCUCUUUCAGACUCAAACCCACUUCGAAACGUGUACCAUUGACAAAAAGAUAGUAAAUGCAGCCGA
This is a messenger RNA of Etheostoma cragini (Arkansas darter), 1300 nucleotides long. It is a transcript of the gene spata4, whose product is annotated as spermatogenesis associated 4. Gene Ontology annotation, cellular component: axoneme. Gene Ontology annotation, molecular function: microtubule binding. Gene Ontology annotation, biological process: regulation of cytoskeleton organization. Lineage: Eukaryota; Metazoa; Chordata; Actinopteri; Perciformes; Percidae. The record is from RefSeq and is a predicted model, not a curated record. Bases 227 to 952 code for a protein of 241 amino acids. The transcript is spliced from 6 exons.